This is a messenger RNA of Paramecium sonneborni, 1195 nucleotides long. The record is from the annotation of a GenBank genome assembly. NCBI's taxonomy places the organism in Eukaryota, Ciliophora, Oligohymenophorea, Peniculida, Parameciidae.
CAUUAUAUGAAGGACAAUCGAGAAAGAAGUAAUACUCAUGUUGAUUCUAGUGGGUAUGAGGAAAUUGUUAAAAAAUAUCGGAGCUAAAAUUAAAAUAGCAUAAUAUCAACUUAAUUGGAAUCCAUUUAAGAAGAUGAAGUUGGUUAAUCUAAUUUUUCAAUUGAUUAAAUGGAAAAGGAUAGUGAAAAAUGCUAACAUCUUCGAAAAUCUAAUGAUAUGGAUUUAGUUAAUCAAAAUGAUUGUAAUCUUUCAUCUCUUAUAUACUUUAGCAAUAUUUUAAUAAACUAUUAGUGAUGAGAAAUUAAAAGAAAUUAAAUAAGGUAAAAAUGAAUGUUGUAUAUGUCAUAAAACUGGCUCACUUAUUCAUAAAUUAAAACAAUGUAAAUUUUGUGGAAAUGUUAUAUGUAAAGAACAUGGAAAGAAAAAAAGAAAAGAUCCAUCUAAUAAUACAAAAUUUAGGCGAUUAUGUGAUAUAUGUGAAGAUAAAUAUAUUAGAUUAAGUGUUGAAACUACCUUUAAAUAAAAAAAAGAUUUCUUAGCUCAAUAAGCAUUAGAAUUAGAUUCGGAGUCUUAAAAACUAUUGAAAGAUAUAAGAACUUUACAGAAUCAAGUUUCAGAAAUAUAAUAAUAAAGUGUUAAAAAAUAAGGAGAAUAUAAGUAAAUAUAAAAUGAACUCAUUUUCAAAACUUAAAAAUUAGAAAAUGAAACUAAGGCAUUUUAAGAGGAAAAUCUUAAAUUAAAAUAAACUAUACAAUCAAUCAAAAAAGAAUUGCAAUAGUUGAAUGAUAAACUUAAUGAAAAGAAUUUGGAUUCUUAUAAGAAAUAAUAACUAUUACAAUAAAUUGAAUAAGAAAUUUAAUCUAAUGAUAUUGAAUGUUAAAAAAUGAUGAUAGAAAUUGAAAAAUUGUAAUUGAAUAUCCAAUCCAAGAAAUAAAAAAAUAAAUAACAACACUCAUAAAAGAAAAUUCAAACUUAAAAACCAGAAUUAAAAAAUUACUAAGAAUAUAUCCUAACUGAUGAUUAACCAAGUAUUUAAUAAUUUAAUCCUUAUAUAAAUGAUAAUAAAAAUUUAAGUAUCAAUAACAGUUAGAAUACAGAAAAUGAUCUUGAACCUGAAAUAUCAAAAAACAUAAGAAAUAAAUAAAAAAAUGAAUCAAAAAUAAACGAAGAAAAAAGUUGUUGUAAGAUCAUGUGA